Lachnellula hyalina is the source of this 747-nucleotide messenger RNA. RefSeq names its product Cell wall protein (gene SED1). The record is from RefSeq and is a predicted model, not a curated record. Bases 1 to 747 code for a protein of 248 amino acids. Gene Ontology annotation, cellular component: fungal-type cell wall. Gene Ontology annotation, molecular function: structural constituent of cell wall. The transcript is spliced from 3 exons. NCBI's taxonomy places the organism in Eukaryota, Fungi, Ascomycota, Leotiomycetes, Helotiales, Lachnaceae. Gene Ontology annotation, biological process: fungal-type cell wall organization.
AUGAAGUCUGUUCAGAUCCUCUCCGUCUUUGGCCUUGUCGCCGCCGCCAACGCAUUCAACCAGAUGCCUCGCCAAGUCAACUACAAUGCCACUGUUACCACCGAGGUCGUGACCGCCAUCACCACCUUCUGCCCAGAGGCUACCACCAUUGUCCAAAACGGCGUAACCUACACUGCCACCGCGUCGGAGACCCUCACCAUCACCGACUGCCCUUGCACCUUGACCAAGCCAGUCGCCAAGCCAACCACCGUCCCAGUCGUUGCAGCCCCCACCGGUGGCAUUCCUCCAGUUGUCGGCAACGUUAGCUACGUUACCACCUCUGUUACUGCUUACACCACUGUCUGCCCUGCUGCUACCACUCUUGUCCAAGGCAACCAGACAUACACUGCCACCGCGUCGCAGACCCUCACCAUCACCAACUGCCCAUGCACUGUAUCAUACCCCGUUAGCUCUGUUUCCACCAGCUACCUGACCACCUACUGCCCAUCUUCCACUACCGUGGUUGUCGGAUCGUCGACCUACAGCUUGACAUCUGGCACCACCACCAUCCCAGUCGAGACCACAGUUGCAGGUACCCCACCUACCCCAGCUGUCGUUGCUGUCGGUAGCACCACUGCAGCCGUCGGUAGCACCACUGCGCCAUCCGCCGCCGCCACCACCACUGGCCCAAUCCAGGCCAACAACGGUGCCAAGGUCGGAUCAGGUCUCGGUGCUCUCGCCGUUGCUGGUCUCGCCAUGGUCUUGUAA